Molecule: messenger RNA, 2594 nt
Organism: Rhea pennata
Lineage: Eukaryota; Metazoa; Chordata; Aves; Rheiformes; Rheidae
Gene: DLD
Product: dihydrolipoamide dehydrogenase
Exons: 14
Coding region: 81-1607 (508 amino acids)
Cellular component (GO): mitochondrion; oxoglutarate dehydrogenase complex
Molecular function (GO): flavin adenine dinucleotide binding; dihydrolipoyl dehydrogenase (NADH) activity
Source: RefSeq, a predicted model, not a curated record
GCGAGUCCGCGGAGUCCUUGGAGCGGCGGAGCGGAGCGGGAGCGGGAGCGGGCAGGGCCGGGCCGGGCCGGCCGGACGACAUGCAGCGCUGGGGCCGCGUCGCCUGCGCGCUCGCCCGGAGAAAUCAUUUUGAUCGGAUUCCUCAUGGCCUGCAGGGAGUUUGUGCGGUGUCGCGAAGGACCUACGCCGACCAAGUUGAUGCCGACGUCACCGUUAUUGGAUCUGGUCCUGGAGGGUAUGUUGCUGCUAUCAAAGCAGCUCAGCUUGGAUUUAAGACUGUCUGUGUUGAGAAAAAUGAAACAUUAGGUGGAACCUGUUUGAACGUUGGAUGUAUUCCUUCUAAGGCCUUGCUGAACAACUCGCAUCUGUAUCAUUUGGCCCAUGGAAAAGAUUUUGCUAGUAGAGGAAUUGAAAUUACAGGAAUGCGUUUGAAUCUGGAGAAGAUGAUGGAACAGAAGAGUGGUGCAGUGAAGGCCUUAACAGGUGGAAUUGCUCAUUUAUUUAAACAAAACAAGGUUGUACAUGUUUCUGGGUUUGGGAAAAUAACUGGCAAAAACCAAGUCACUGCAACCAAAGAAGAUGGCAGCACGCAAGUUAUCAAUACAAAGAACAUCCUUAUAGCUACAGGUUCCGAAGUUGCUCCCUUCCCUGGAAUUACUAUUGAUGAAGAUAAUAUUGUAUCAUCUACUGGUGCACUAUCACUAAAAAAAGUUCCUGAAAAGAUGGUUGUCAUUGGUGCAGGAGUCAUUGGUGUGGAACUGGGUUCAGUUUGGCAGCGCCUUGGUGCAGAUGUGACAGCUGUUGAGUUCAUGGGCCAUGUUGGUGGAAUGGGAAUUGACAUGGAGAUCUCUAAAAACUUUCAACGUAUUCUUCAGAAACAGGGGCUUAAGUUUAAACUAAACACCAAAGUUACUGGUGCUACCAAGAAGCCAGAUGGAAAAAUUGAUGUAGCCGUUGAAGCUGCUGCUGGUGGCAAGGCAGAAGUAAUAACUUGUGAUGUGCUCCUGGUUUGCAUCGGUAGACGUCCUUUCACAAAAAAUCUAGGUCUUGAAGAUAUUGGAAUUGAACUUGAUAAGAAGGGCAGAAUCCCAAUCAAUAACAGAUUCCAAACCAAAAUUCCGAACAUCUAUGCUAUUGGUGAUGUAGUUGCUGGACCUAUGCUGGCCCACAAAGCUGAGGAUGAAGGCAUUCUCUGUGUUGAAGGGAUGGCUGGGGGAGCAGUUCACAUCGAUUAUAACUGUGUACCCUCUGUGAUAUACACUCACCCUGAAGUGGCCUGGGUUGGCAAAUCAGAAGAACAGCUGAAAGAGGAGGGGAUAGAGUACAAAAUUGGGAAGUUUCCAUUUGCUGCUAACAGUAGAGCAAAGACAAAUGCUGACACAGAUGGCAUGGUGAAGAUACUUAGUCAAAAAUCAACAGAUAGGAUGUUGGGCGCUCACAUUUUAGGCGCAGGUGCUGGUGAGAUGGUUAAUGAAGCAGCUCUUGCUAUGGAAUAUGGAGCAUCAUGUGAAGACGUAGCCAGAGUUUGCCAUGCGCAUCCAACAGUGUCAGAAGCCUUCAGGGAAGCAAACUUAGCAGCGUCUUUUGGCAAAGCUAUCAACUUCUAAAAUGAAAGCAGUUCCUUGUACAUGUAUAGUAAAUGUCUGAAAAUGGACUGUGAGCUUUUAUGGAAAGCUGAAUCUGAGGAUUUUAGGACUGAAUUAAGUGAAUCUCUUCAUUUUAAGCAGCAAAUAUUUAACCAAAUAGGGUUUGUAACAAGUUGAAUUAUCUAGUCUCUGUAAAUUAAAUACUUAAAAUUACAUGUUUAUUUACUUUACGAAUGUUGCAGAAAAACAGCCUGAAAGAACUCUUUUCUCUUUUUAUGAAACCAAACAUUUCACUGCUGCAUGAGAUAAUCAGGUGUGCUGGUCAAAGCUCUGGAUAAGUGACCAGUGUAUCUGGUGUAUUCUUAUUUGAAGUACUGAUAGACUAAACCAGUUUGAUGCUGGCACUUAAAAUGCCACUGUCACUUCCGCACAAAAAUGUUGUGGUGUUUCCUUGUGAAAGGGAUUAAUUUAGUAUUUAACCUAUUUCUUCUGAAGUGUAAGUACAAAAAUUUUGUUUUCAUCUAGUAGCAUUAGGAUUGUGGGAGGGGCUCAUAUAGGUGGAUUAAAAUUAUAUUAACUUUUUUAAAAGAAAAUUUAUUCCAUUUGUGUGUGAUUCUCCACACAUCAUGUUUUCAUAUUGAAAACUCAUUGGGGAAAAAAAUCAAGUGCUGAUGGAGAAAACUGAAGAAAUCUUAAUCUUAUUGUUACUUAAUCCUUUUUGUUUUUGAAGCUUUUUCCAAUGUCCACCUGUCUUAAAGUAAUCUCAAAAUGCUAAAACUUGGUAUUGAAGCAGCGCUGUUAAGUCUGAUGGCAUGAGGGUUAUUCCUCUGCACUCUCCACAUGUUAAGGGCUGCAGUGUCAGCUCUCCACACAAUUUAGACAUACUUUUUCAUUUGUUCUUCCCUGUGUUUUCUAUUUUGUGCUCUCUUUGCAUCUCUUCUGUAGCAAGAGAGCUUGAUGUGUGAAAGGUCUGUAGCCUUCCACUAAUAAAUAUUUAACGUGGCUGGA